Molecule: messenger RNA, 1374 nt
Organism: Exophiala aquamarina CBS 119918
Lineage: Eukaryota; Fungi; Ascomycota; Eurotiomycetes; Chaetothyriales; Herpotrichiellaceae
Exons: 2
Coding region: 1-1374 (457 amino acids)
Biological process (GO): regulation of transcription by RNA polymerase II; endoplasmic reticulum unfolded protein response; phospholipid biosynthetic process
Cellular component (GO): endoplasmic reticulum; nucleus
Molecular function (GO): transcription corepressor activity
Source: RefSeq, a predicted model, not a curated record
AUGGCAAAGCCCGCUUCCAUCGACAUCGACAUGAUGAGAUCAGAACGUGAUCGUUCCACAAGAGCGGCUAGUGUUCUCUCAGGCAUGUCGGCCGAAGAUAUGGAGGCUGCCGAGACCUUGAACAGUUUACAACAGAAAUAUCACUCUCCCCGGCAAAACCCUCCCACUUUGGUCCAGACUCAGACCACUUUCGAUGUCGAUCAGCCUGAACCUCUUCUCCGCUUAUUCACGAGCCAGUACCCUCUCGCUGGCAGCCUCAUCAAUGGCUCUUUGUCCGCUUACAAAACCACCCAGUCAUAUAUCCCGGGUGCAGAAUGGACCGAGAGAAAUGUGGGUUUACCCAUCGCUGGUACCGUUGCCAGAAUAUCUGGUGUUGAAGGCGGUUUGAGGUGGGCUCUGAAGCCAAAGCGCGACGGACGACCUUCCAGUACUGCCCGCACUCCGGACGUCGAAAAGGGCUACUCAGAUAUUGCCCCCCAUGGCACAAGUCGGCCCCGUCCAUCAGCAGAGAUGACCUACACCGACACUUUACCAGCCUAUAAUCCUGGUGAUCGCUCUCCACCCUACACCGAACAGCAGGCUCUUGCCAAGUCGCGCGACCGACAACCGCCUCCUGGGUGGCGACAACAACUGGUCAUCUCGACGAGUGGGCUCGGUGUAGCGAUGAGUGAUGAAUCUAUCAGAAGUCUCCGAUACUGCCUGAGCUGGCUACGCUGGGCUAAUGGUCAUUUGGGCGAAGCAAUUCAGAAUCUCAAAAAUCUAUUAGAACGAUGGGAUGAGGGCAUCACCCCUGGCGACGGCGACCAUCCUGCGCCGAUGUCAGUCGCCAGCAUGACCCAAACUCAAGAAGAGCGUCGCCAAGCCGCAUUGUCUGCACGCAUCGCCGCCCUGAAAGCCGAUGUGCUCAAAACACUCAAAGAUGUCAUUGCCAUCGUAUCAAACUACGCCGGCGGUGCUUUGCCUACUAAUGCACGCGACCUCGUUCACCGGCAUCUCACCAGCCUGCCUCAACGCUUCAGCGUCGCCAAUAUGGCCGGGACCAGCCUGACCGACGGAGCCGACGAGAACCUCGACGAUUCCGAGGCUGCCCAAUCCGGACGGAGAGUAAUGGUACUCGCUCAGGAGGGUCUCGAUAUGAUGACUCAAGUUUCGAGGGUUGUUAACGAUACUCUGGUUAGCGCCGAAGGGUGGUGUGAGAAGUUGGGCCGACGGCCGAAUUCGCAAUCUCAGCAACGAAUGUUCAUCGAUGAGAAGUCGGAUGAUGCAUCAAUGCGAAGUGAGAACGUUGCACCGAGUGAGAGGACAAUCGGCUCGCAGCAACAACAGCAACAACAGCAACAACAAAUGGGCGAAGAUGUGCAUAUGGACAUGUAA